Molecule: messenger RNA, 383 nt
Organism: Dentiscutata erythropus
Lineage: Eukaryota; Fungi; Glomeromycota; Glomeromycetes; Diversisporales; Gigasporaceae
Source: the annotation of a GenBank genome assembly
CUUAUAGAUAUUACGGAGAAAAUAGUUGUGUAUUGCAUGAAGGUCGUGGUCAAUGUAUUGGAGCACCUGGAUGGAGACGACUUUUACGCUUUACUUCUUCUUCUAUAAAUUCGGGCAAAAGAGAUAUUCAUCUAGGAAAUGUGUCUGAUCCUGUUUAUUUAUACCAUGGUAUAUUUGAAUGGGAUAAUUGCCACAAACAUUUUCAUUUUCAACAUUAUGGCAAAUUUUCAUUCGGUCAAACACCUGGGCAUAAAGUGGGAUUUUGUCUGCAAACUACAUGGCGUUACUUUAAUACAGAACACACUUAUUUAAGUACUCCGUAUGAUACUUGCGCUUAUCAAGGGAUUAGUGUUGGUUGGGGAGAUGACUAUGUAGCAGGAUUG